Molecule: messenger RNA, 522 nt
Organism: Colletotrichum karsti
Lineage: Eukaryota; Fungi; Ascomycota; Sordariomycetes; Glomerellales; Glomerellaceae
Product: transmembrane domain-containing protein
Exons: 2
Coding region: 1-522 (173 amino acids)
Cellular component (GO): endoplasmic reticulum; membrane
Molecular function (GO): protein-macromolecule adaptor activity
Source: RefSeq, a predicted model, not a curated record
AUGGUCGCCCUCACCGACCUUCUCCCUCCUGCGAAGGGCAUUCUCCCCUACUAUAUGCUCCUGCUCUCCCUCCUCGCCAUUGGCAACUCUGCCCAGAACUACGUGACGCUGCACUACUCGCGCCGCGUCUACAACGGCAAAUACGUCCGCAACGCAUCUCUCCCUCCUCGCUCCGACAAGUACAACCCGGAAGACUCGGUCAAGAAGUACGUGCCCGCGCCCGCAGGCGCGAAGGAGUCGGAGACCCUCGACCAGGGAACGCCCCUCGCCGCGCGCUGCUUCGGCACCUGGACCCUGUUGACGAGCGUCGUCCGCCUGUACUGCGCCUACCACCUGCACUACGCGCACAUGUACGACCUGGCCAUCUGGACCUAUGUCAUUGCGCUGGGCCACUUCGCCAGCGAGUUGUUCGUCUUCAAGAGCAUGACUUUUGGCGUUCCGCAGGCUUUCCCGUUCACGCUGGCGACUGUUGCUCUGAUCUGGAUGCCUCAAGUCCGCAGCUUCUACGUUGACAGCCCGUAG